Molecule: messenger RNA, 2052 nt
Organism: Mytilus trossulus (common blue mussel)
Lineage: Eukaryota; Metazoa; Mollusca; Bivalvia; Mytilida; Mytilidae
Product: NADH dehydrogenase [ubiquinone] flavoprotein 1, mitochondrial-like
Exons: 11
Coding region: 100-1506 (468 amino acids)
Biological process (GO): mitochondrial electron transport, NADH to ubiquinone
Molecular function (GO): FMN binding; NAD binding; 4 iron, 4 sulfur cluster binding
Source: RefSeq, a predicted model, not a curated record
CAAUCACCAAAACGAUUUAAACAAGGGUGAUUUUCUGAAGGAGAAAAUAUUUCUAGUUGACGUCGUCAGGUACAAAUCAAGGGCAGUCAGAGAACAACAAUGUCCAGUCUCUGUCGAAUUUCUCAGAAUUUAAAGUGGCAGACAGUUUUACCUCAGAUUAGCAUCUGCAUAAGAGAAAAUAGUACAAAACCAGCAGAAAAGACAAAAUUUGGUCCCUUGAAAGAUGAAGAUAGAAUUUUCACAAAUUUAUAUGGACGCCAUGACUGGAAACUCAAGGGUGCUAUGUCAAGGGGUGACUGGUAUAAGACCAAAGAAAUUCUGCUGAAAGGCCAUGAUUGGAUACUCUCAGAGAUGAAAGAUUCUGGUUUAAGAGGAAGAGGAGGUGCUGGCUUCCCUACUGGAAUGAAGUGGGGUUUCAUGAAUAAACCCAGUGAUGGUAGACCUAAAUACCUUGUAGUGAAUGCAGAUGAAGGGGAACCAGGUACUUGUAAAGACAGAGAAAUCAUGCGACAUGACCCACAUAAAUUGGUGGAAGGGUGCCUUGUCGCAGGACGAUCUAUGGGGGCUGUGGCAGCCUACAUUUACAUUAGAGGAGAGUUUUAUAAUGAAGCUUCUAAUCUCCAAGUUGCCAUUAAAGAGGCCUAUGCUAAUGGACUUAUUGGUAAAAAUGCAUGUGGGUCUGGCUAUGAUUUUGAUGUGUUUGUUCACCGUGGAGCAGGAGCAUAUAUAUGUGGAGAAGAAACAUCGUUAAUUGAAUCUCUGGAAGGAAAAGCAGGAAAACCCCGGCUUAAACCCCCAUUCCCAGCUGAUGUUGGCGUAUUUGGUUGCCCUACAACAGUGGCAAAUGUAGAAACAGUUGCCGUAGCUCCAAUCAUUUGUAGGAGAGGAGCCAGUUGGUUUGCCAGUUUUGGAAGAGAAAGAAAUCGUGGGACAAAGCUGUUCAAUAUUUCUGGUAAUGUAAAUAAUCCCUGUACAGUAGAAGAAGAGAUGUCUAUCCCUCUGAGAGAAUUGAUAGAGCGACAUGCAGGAGGUGUGAUAGGAGGCUGGGACAACCUACAAGGAGUUAUACCUGGGGGAUCAUCUACACCGGUCAUUCCAAAAAGUGUGUGUGAAGAUGUGCCAAUGGAUUUUGAUGGGUUAGUCCAGGCUCAGACUGGUUUAGGAACAGCAGCAGUUAUAGUCAUGAACAACCAAGCUGAUAUGAUUAGAUGUAUAUCUCGUCUUAUAGAAUUUUAUAAACAUGAAAGCUGUGGACAGUGUACACCAUGUCGAGAAGGAUGUGGAUGGAUGGCAAAGAUCAUGAAUAGAUUUGAAACUGGAAAUGCCAGACCUGCAGAGAUAGACAUGUUAUAUGAAUUAAGUAAGCAGAUUGAGGGACACACGAUCUGUGCCUUAGGUGAUGGAGCAGCUUGGCCUGUACAGGGACUAAUCAGACAUUUCCGUCCAGUAAUUUUAGAAAGGAUGAAAGAAUAUGAAGCUAAACAACCGAAGAAAGCAACAGCAUAGAAAUAGUCUCCUGUUCAUCAGUUACUUUGUCUUUGAAGUGUAUUUAAAUUAUAACUGUCAUACAGAUAGACUACUAUAGCUAUUGUUUCACAAAGGAAUAACUGUAAAAUUGCAAGUUUAGACUAAUGGUAAAAACUAUGAUAAAAGUUUUCUUGGCUCCAUGAAUUGAAAAAAUAAUUCAAACUAUUGUAAUUCAUUUUGGGGACCACACAACAUCAAUUGUCAGUCAAACUAGUUUGCUCUUUCCCAUCACAUGAACUCUUGAGAGAGGUUUUUGUCAGAGACCAUUUUGAAUACGUAAGUGCAAAAAUUAUUUAGCAAUUUUUGCAUUUUUGUAGGAGGAAUUUUUGGCAAUCUUUUCAAAAUUGAAAGUUACUUCAUUUCAGAUCAAGAUGCUACUUUUGUUUUGUAUGUUGAUGGAUUUCAUUUUACUAUUUAUACACUUGUUUUAAAACAUAACUCUUUGACACGUUAUGAAUUGAGACUAGAUUACAGUAUGUAUUGUUUACAAAUAAAAUAAAUUACUUGUAUAUACUUUUUGAUGAA